GUCGUAUACAUUGUCUGUCACAUGGAGAGUGUUCACCCCAACAAGACCCGCCUCUUCCAGUAUCAGAGUCCCUGCAGAAGAGAGGUUUUUGAGUUAUAAAUAAAUUAAUAAUAAAAAAGCGGGGGAAUGACAGCAUUGAAAACUUGAGAUUGGACAAUCCCUCCCACAGGUCACUGUUUUUGUUCUCCUGUCGUCGCUGAAGUCAGCAAUGUCAGCCUCACUGACGGCAGAGCAGCAGCAGAAGAUUGAGGAGAACCGUCAGCGAGCUCUGGCCAGGAGAGCAGAGCGGCUUGCUGCCCAACAGCAAGGGGCACAGGCAGGACGGGCCAACCCCCCUGCCCUUCUGCAGAGCACCAGACCUCAGCUACCCAAACUGCCCUCUGCACACCCUAGACUAGGGGUGGCCCAGUCCCAGCUCUCCAAACCGACAAGGGUCUUUGUGCAGAGCAGCAAUAACCACAAUCCAGCAGGGGGCUACUUCGCCUUGGGACGAGCUCAGGACAAUACCAAUGGACAGCAAAAGCUGGAGUCUUGGCACAGCGCAGGACAAGGUUCUGCACGCCAUCCAAUUCAGAACCAGUCUUCUCAUGUGCAAGGUAGACCCCCCCAAGAUUUCAGUGUUCAGCGGAAAGCAGAUUUCCCCUCCUGGUCUGGCUCAGGAAUUAAACCCACAGAAACAAAGACUGAGUCUGGGAAGGCAUGUUCGGCAGCCCCUGCCUCCUCAACCAGCAAAUUUUACAGUACAGGGGUGAAAUCAGCCAACCAGGGCCCCAGCUCGGAGAGAUCCCCUCCUCCUGGCAUGAAAGAAGGUGGCCACGCGGGCACUGUGCCAGGAAAGAAAGCAGUGAGCUUGGUGAAGGGGAAGUGUGUGAUGCACACAGCGGACCGAUUCCGAGUAGAGGUCAGCUACAAAACCGAUCUGAUCGCUUUGUUUAAAAGCAUGCCCAACAGGAACUACGAUCCGGCCACCAAAAUGUGGAAUUUCCGUCUGGAGGACUACAACCAGUUGAUGGAAGAGGUGCAGAGGAUUUCCUCGGUGACCCUGAAGCCGCUGGAGGGAAUGGAGAAUGUGGACUUGGCUGCAGCGACGGCUGUGUCUGCUAAAAGUGCCACUCUGGGUGCCGUGCUGAGGCUGUGUGCCAACUGGCAGAACCCCAGCGCCACCAUGCAGGGCCGCUGUGUGCUGGUGUCACGGUCGCGCUUUGAGGUAGAGGUGGGCUUCCAGGCUGAUGUCAUCGAGGCGUUCAAACAGAUCAGCUCCAGGAACUAUGAUAUGAAGACCAGGAAUUGGAGCUUUCUGCUUGAGGAUUACAAGGGGCUAAUGGAGGUGCUGUGUAGGAUCCCCUCAGUGGAGGUUGAGCCACUCCCUCGCGCUGUGGUGCAGGCCUUUGCCACCCAGUUCAGCCAGACCCAGCCCAACAAGCCUGAGAUCCCUGAGGCUGACCUCUCCAACAUCGACCCCAUGCUGGAAAACGGCCUCAUGCACUUCCAGAGAGAGGGAGUCAACUUUGCUGUGUCGCGGGAGGGCCGGCUGCUCCUGGCUGAUGAUAUGGGCCUGGGGAAGACGGUCCAGGCAAUCUGCAUAGCAGCGUACUACAGGAAGGAGUGGCCCCUGCUGGUGGUAACACCCUCUUCAGUCAGGUUCACCUGGGCUGAGGCAUUUCAGAGGUGGUUGCCCUCUGUGAAGGCUGACAGCAUAAAUGUUAUUGUCAAAGGCAAAGACAAUCUCACCUCGGGAAUCAUCAACAUCAUCAGUUAUGACCUCCUCAGCAAGAUGGACAAGCAGCUGCUUGGAACCUCCUUUAAAGUCUUGAUCAUGGAUGAAUCUCACUUUCUGAAGAACACAAAGACAGCACGAUGUAAAGCUGCAAUGCCUCUACUUAAGGUUGCAAAGAGGGUGAUUCUUCUCUCAGGGACCCCGGCCAUGUCCAGACCUGCUGAGCUCUACUCCCAGAUAGCUGCGGUCCAGCCUUCCUUCUUCCCGCGCUUCCAUGACUUUGGAGUGCGCUACUGUGAUGCCAAACAGAUGCCCUGGGGCUGGGAUUACUCUGGCUCCUCGAACCUGUCUGAGCUCAGGCUGCUGCUGGAGGAGUCUCUGAUGCUGCGCCGCCUCAAGUCCGAGGUGCUGUCCCAGCUGCCAGCCAAGCAGCGCAAGGUCGUGACGGUGGCGCCAGACGGGAUCAACGCCAAGACGAAGGCAGCGCUGGCCGCAGCUGCCAAUGACAUGGCCAAGGGGCACAGAAACAAGCAACAAGAGAAGGAAGCACUCCUGGUCUUCUACAACCAAACAGCAGAGGCUAAAGUUCGGGCAAUAAUGGAGUACAUAAUGGACCUGCUGGAAAGUGGGAAGGAGAAGUUUCUGGUGUUUGCUCACCACAAGCUUGUCCUGGACAACAUAACCAAGGAGCUUGGGGAGAAAGGGAUGAGUUAUAUCCGGAUCGACGGCUCUACGCCCUCGGCUGAUCGGCAGGCCCUCUGCCAGCAGUUCCAGUUCUCAGAAAAGAGCUGUGUGGCGGUUCUCUCCAUCACUGCAGCAAACAUGGGGCUGACUCUGUGCUCUGCCGACUUGGUGGUAUUCGCUGAGCUCUUCUGGAAUCCAGGGGUUCUGAUCCAAGCAGAAGAUCGCGUCCAUCGAAUUGGCCAGACCUGCAGUGUCAACAUUCACUACCUUGUGGCCAAAGGGACUGCGGACGACUACCUAUGGCCCAUGAUCCAAGAGAAGAUGAAUGUCCUGGAGCAAGCCGGUCUGUCAGAAACCAACAUCUCAGAGAAUGCAGAGUCUGCCAGCUUCUACUGUAAGGAUCCAAAGCAGAGGACAAUACUGGACAUGUUUCAGAGUUCCUUUGCAGACGAAGGGGAUGAUUUCGAUGAGGCCAUGCUCCUGGAAGCAGCCAGUGCAUGGGAGGAUCCAAACACAGGACUUACUUCUCAAGACAGUGGAAGCAACUAUUUAGAAAGCCCUGGCAAAAAAAGACGCAUUGAAGACUAUUUCGGCAAACAAUAAUUCAGUUGAAACAAAUACAUCUAUAAAUAUUUAUAUUAAUGUAUAUAUAAUUCAUGGUAUGUGUACAUUAAAAAGUGUUUUAUAAUUGUUGGUUUGCUUUUUUCUAGAUUUUUUUUUUUUUUUUUUUUUUUAGAA
Molecule: messenger RNA, 3139 nt
Organism: Acipenser ruthenus (sterlet)
Lineage: Eukaryota; Metazoa; Chordata; Actinopteri; Acipenseriformes; Acipenseridae
Gene: smarcal1
Product: SWI/SNF related, matrix associated, actin dependent regulator of chromatin, subfamily a-like 1
Exons: 18
Coding region: 209-3004 (931 amino acids)
Biological process (GO): DNA repair; replication fork processing
Cellular component (GO): nuclear replication fork
Molecular function (GO): ATP-dependent chromatin remodeler activity; ATP binding
Source: RefSeq, a predicted model, not a curated record